Messenger RNA from Oikopleura dioica, 276 nucleotides. The record is from the annotation of a GenBank genome assembly. NCBI's taxonomy places the organism in Eukaryota, Metazoa, Chordata, Appendicularia, Copelata, Oikopleuridae.
AUGCGAAUCGAGUUCAAGUACAAAGGAUUUAUCGAUGCCAAACUUGAAGAUCAUGAGAUUUGUCAAGUAAGGUAUCCAAAAGGCGGGACAAGUGUCAUCACAGAAAUGGGAUUCGAUGCAGCUAACUGGACAAAGGAUAUUCUAGUGCUUCUAGUGCUUUCUUUCGUUUCCCGACUGAUAGCCUUUGCCAUCUUCAAUUUCCGCCUAAACAAGCUGAAACGAAAAGUUGUUAUGCAUGGAACCUGCACGCCGAAAAAGAUUUCCCCACUGCGAUAA